Staurois parvus is the source of this 369-nucleotide messenger RNA. NCBI's taxonomy places the organism in Eukaryota, Metazoa, Chordata, Amphibia, Anura, Ranidae. The record is from the annotation of a GenBank genome assembly.
AUGGGGCCCCCGGGCAAUAGGGGAUCAUGGGGCCCCUGUGUCCUUGCCCAAACUCAAAAAAGUCUAUGAAAAAGGUACCAGGGGCAUCUCAUGGGGCCCCUAACAGACCCCGGGCCCUCGGGCAAUGCCCAAGUUUCCAAAUGGUCAGUCUGCCCUUGCUAAGGGCAGAAUGUCUGUAUGGAAACUCCAGCAUCAGGGCAGACUGACAACUCAUGGGGCCCCGGGCAAUAGGGGAUCAUGGGGACCAUGUGUCCUUGCCCAAACUCAAAAAAGCCUAUGAAAAGGUACCAGGGGCAUCUCAUGGGGCCCCCUACUGACCCCGGGCCCUCGGGCAGUGCCCAAGUUUCCAAAUGGUCAGUCCGCCCCUGC